Felis catus (domestic cat) is the source of this 4872-nucleotide messenger RNA. Its product is annotated as MAP/microtubule affinity-regulating kinase 3-like. The record is from RefSeq and is a predicted model, not a curated record. The coding region runs from base 4005 to 4859 and encodes 284 amino acids. Gene Ontology annotation, cellular component: cytoplasm. The transcript has 2 exons. Gene Ontology annotation, biological process: protein phosphorylation; intracellular signal transduction; microtubule cytoskeleton organization. Lineage: Eukaryota; Metazoa; Chordata; Mammalia; Carnivora; Felidae. Gene Ontology annotation, molecular function: ATP binding; protein serine/threonine kinase activity; tau-protein kinase activity.
CACAGAGCCCUACGUGGGGCUCGAACCCACAGACCACAAGAUCAUGACCUGGGCUGAAGUCAGACGCUUAACCGAGCGAGCCACCCAGGCACCCCUAGAACACCCAGUUCUUACAAGCACUUGCCUUCAAACCAGCUAAGUAGAGCACUUUUACAAAUUAAUUUUCACAACCACCACCCGGAGGUAGAGAAACUAUCUCACAUUUACAACACAUAGACACAUGUACCUUUCCACAAACAGGGUGCAAGCAAAACCUUAAAGGCCCAGUUUCCUAAUAUCUCCCUUUUACAAAACACAGCUAAAUGCGAGAUGGUCUUACCAUUUAUGGAUCCCUUCAUCGGUCGUCUUUCUCAGGCGUCUGAUGAAUAUUGUGGUGGAGCAGAGUUGCCAAAACAAAUGAUGGCCUCGUUUGGGAGACUCCAGCCCAUAGGGCUGGAUGUGCAGAUAGAUUGUCCUUUCCCAGUGUCCAACGAGGACAUGGCUUGUUGUAUUCAAAGAUGCCCAAAGCAGUCAAAGCAGCUGACAGACCAAUUGAAGCCCAGGUUACCUCCGUGAAUUCUCCCCUCCCCACCCCACCCCACCCCCUGCCCCGCUUCAACUGUGUCCAGUCUGCGGUGUGGCCCAUCCGUUGUGGACGGAGGCUCUCAGAAGAGGUCCAUAGAUGUUCAGCCUGAUUCUGGAGACACUGCUGGUCCUCUCUUUCCACAGACAAGAGAAAGGUCUCUUUUGUCGCUGAGAAAAUAACUCAUCUGGCUGGAUAUUUUAGAAAACUCCUCUGGUGACUGUCUGGAAGGUGGCCCAGAGAUAUUUAGGGUGCAUCAAAGCAAUGGCGGCCUGAUAGAACUAGUUAGGAAGUGUUCUUUCCUGAAUUUUUUGGAAGAGUUUGAGAAGAUUGGUGUCAAUUCUUCCAAUGUUUGGUAGAAUUCACCAGUGAGGCUGUCAGAUCCGGGGCUUUUUUUGGUCAAGUGAUCUUCGAUUACAGCCUCAGGCUCCUCCCUAGUUAUGUACGAAUCUCUUCCGAUUUUCUCUUUCUUUGUGAUUUAGUCUUGGUAGGUUUUCUAGGUCUAGAAAUUGGUCCAUUGUAUCUGGAUUCUCCAAUUAGCUGGAAUACACGUGUUGAUAGCACUCUAACCCUUCCUACGUCUGUAAGGAGUCAGUGGCAAUGCAGUCAUUGAGUCUUCUCUGCCUCCACCGGCAAUCCGGCUAGCAGUUUGGUGUUUUCAAAGGACCAGCUCUUGUGUCCAUUGAUUAUCGCUUUCGUUUUUCUAGCCUCUGUUUCAUUUAUCUCCGCUCUAAUCUUUAUUAUGUCCUUCCCUUUGCUACCUUUGGCUUUUUCUAGUUUCUUAAGUUGCACGUCUAUGGUGUUGAUUUAAGAUCUGUCUUGAUGUUUACUGUGAGCGUUUACAGCUAUAAAUUUCCCCCUCGCCACUGCUUUGUUGUUUUCCAGGAGUUUUGACACGUCGUGUUUCAUUUCCCUUCACCUCUACGUAUGUUCGCAUUCCACUGUGAUUUCUUCUUCGACACAUUGGUUCUUUGAGAGUGUGUUUUCAGUUUUCACAGCUUUUUAAAUUUUCCACUCUUCCUUCUGUUACCCAUUUCUGACUUCAUCUUCUUGUGGUUGGAAAAGAUACUUUGUAUGAUAUCUAUCUUGUAAAAUCUACUGAGACUUAACUCGUGACCUAAUGCAAAGACUGUCUCAGAGAAGGUCCCGCGUGCCGUUAUUGUUGGGUGGGGUCCCGUGCCCGUCUGUUAGAUCUGGCUGGGCUAUGGUGUUCUUCAAAUCCUCUGUGUCCUUACUCACCUUCUGUCUGGUUGUCCUGUCCGUUAUUGACAGUGGGAUAUGGAAGGCUCCAACGAUUAUUAUACAACUAUUUUCCCCUUCAGUUCUGUCGAUAAUGGCCUCUCAUUAUGUGUGUAAAUGUUUAUCAUCUUUUCUUCUUGCUGUACUGAACCUCUUAAUUCAUAUAAAAUGUCCUUCUUUGUCUCUUGUAACAUUUUCUGAUUUAACGUCUGUUCUGUCUCGUAUUAUUACAGCCACUCCACCCUUUCUUUUGGCUACUAUUUGCAUGGAUUAUCUUUUUCCUUCCUUUCACGUUCACCUUUUUUGUGUCUUUGGAUCUGAGUCCCUUGUAGGUAACAGAGAGUUGGAUCCUAUGUUUUUAUCCAUUUCACUAAUCUGUUUAAUCUGCUUACAUUUAAAGUCAUUACUGAUAAGGAAGGAAUUCCUUCUGUGGUUUGCUCUUUGUUUUCUAUAUGCCUUAAUUGCUUUCUGUCUCAAAUUUUCUGCAUGACUAUCUUCUUUUGCAUUUAUUGAUUUUUUUUUUGUAGUGAAACAUUUUAAUUCCCUUCUCAUUUCCUUUUGUGUAUGUUCUGUGGCGUGUGUGUGUGUGUGUGUGUGUGUGUGUGUGUGGUUGUGUGUGGUUACCAUGGGAUUGCUUUUAACAUCCUAAAGUUACAACAUUGUAGUGUCAAUUUAUACCAGCUUAACCUCAAUAACACAUGAAAACUCAGCUACUUUAAAGCCCUGACCCCACCUUCUGUCAGUUGUUAAUGUCACAAAAUCACAUCUUUAUGCAUCUUGUGUCCAAAAGCAUAGAUGAAUAAUUAGGUUUUUAAAUGUAUCAGUCUCUUAACAUAGAGAACAAAAAGUAGAGCUACAGACCAAAGUCAUAACAGUACUAGCGUUCAUAAUUGUCUGUCUGUUUACUUUUACCGGAGAUUAUCUCUUCAGAAGGCUUCGAGUUACUUGUUCAGUGCCCUUUCAUUUCAACCUGAAGGACCCCCUUCACUGCAGGGCCGGUCUAGUCAUCAGGGCAAGGCUUUCAGCUUUCGUUGAUCUGGGAAUGUCUUCAUUUCUUCCUCAUUUUUGAAGGACAGUUUUCCCAAAUGUAGGAUUCUUGCUUGACAGCUUUUUUCCUUCAGUGCUUUAAACACAUCAACCCAUGCCUUCUAGCCUCCAAGGUUUCUGAUGAGAAAUCUCCUCACAACCUUAUCAGUGAAAAUAUGAUGAAAAGCAAUCUUCCUCUGAGCUUUAUAGAUGUUAAUAAUGAGCCUUAUCGUGUUGUACACAACACAACAUUUCCUUAUAUGUUGUAGCACCAUUUUGAGACCAGGAACUGGGUAUUUUACGUGUAGACAUUACGAGGUCUAUACAAGCCAAAAUUACAGUUUUCUAAACUUGAAGUGAAAGGCCACUGAACCAUCUUAUAGAUUUUGAUUUCUAACAAAGUAAAUAUCAAUCUUGAAAAGCCCACACAAACAAACAAAAAGCCCAUUGGGGGUCUUUUUUUUUAUUGAGUAAAGGGGUUUUGGGAAUAAAAAGUGAGGAAACCACUGUGGUCUCAGACAUCCCCAGCCAUGAUUGCAUAAUUGGCCCAUUUCUUGCUGUGCCCUCACAAAGCCCCAUUGUGAAGUCAUGGCAAGACCUGUCUAUAUAAGACCCUGGCUCGGCUGGGUGUUUGGUCUUUACAGCCCAGGAAGCUUUGGUGACCUGUCGGCCUUUGACCCUAGCUAGUUGGAUUUUGACUUCUCUUUUUUUCAUUUUGUUUAUUUUUUUAUUUUCAUUUUUCUUUUUUCUCUACUCCUUUUCUCUCCCAAUUUUUUUUCCCUGUUUCUGUUUUUACUUUUUCCUUUUUUUCUCCUUUUUUAGUUUUUCUUUUUCUCAAUUUUUCUUCAUUUCCUCCCUUCAUUUUCUUUGUGUGUGUGUGUGUGUGUGUGUGUUUGUGCGCGUGUGUUUUUUAUUUGUUUUUUUUUUGUGUUAGCGUUUUAGUACAGUUAGUAUAGUUCAUAUUGUUAGUAUAGUUCAUAAGCAUAGUAUUGUUAGUAUUGGCAAAUUUUGUAGGUUGGUAUUGUUGGUUAGCAUAGUCCGUGUAAUUAGCAUUAUUUAGCGUUAGUAUAGUUAGUAGGUCACCAUCCUUCAGGGGCGUAAGGCCAUUACCGCUGGUGAGGAGGACAUCUGUAUUUACGAUAUCCCCGAGACCACCAGUGAGGGCAGCGUCCCCACGAUGAAGCUGACCCCGCACAUCCUAACCGGGAAGCAGUCUGAUGUGAAGUUGAUCAGGAAAACCCGGAAGGACCCUGCUGGCCUCCAGGGACUUUGUCGUGAAGCCCAGAAUAUGAAGACCUCAAGUCACCCAAGUAUUGUCAAGUCACUCGAGGUGAUCAACACCAAGGAAACGUUAGUCCUCCUUUCAAAAUAUGUAAGCAGAGACAACCUGUGUGACGAUUUUACGCGCCGUGUCCAAGUGACGGAGGAGGUUCCAGACAAAUUCUGCCAGCUGUUAUCGGUUGUGGAGUACUGCCACCAACAAGGUAUGAUCGGCGGGGAUCAGAAGCUGGAGACACUGCUUUUUGACAAGAAGCUGAAGCAAAGGGAGGUUACCCCUCCCGAAAGCCCUUGGAACCUGGGGGUGGUUUGGUACUGCUUGGCCACCGGGUUUGAGCCGUUUGAGGGGGAUGUCUUCUGGGAAGCGGAACGAAAUAUGGAAAACAGGAAACACAGUGCUUUGAUUUUCAUGUCCCUGGAGAGUGAAAACCUGUGGUACACAUUGACAACCAUCCAGCCCAUGAUCAGCACACCAACCACAGUCCGCUGCUGGAGCUCCAUCGCAACCUGUUCCAGCACAAGCCUGUCCUCAGAGCAGAGUAGUCUGACCUCCGAAGGGACCAGCAUAGGGACCACGAUCAGCGGGCCCAGAUACAACUCACCAGCCACAAACUCCGACACCAGCAGUGAACACAGGCAGCCAGGGAGGAUGUCCCUAGAGCCAAAAAAUCUGGUUCUCAAAACUCUUGAUAAAUUCAAAAAUUUAUUCAAAAGACGCAAUAAAAUAGAACCCCAAAAAAAUGCAAAUAAAUGAGAGCCAUAAGAGA